Messenger RNA from Pyricularia grisea, 1161 nucleotides. RefSeq lists its product as uncharacterized. The coding region runs from base 1 to 1161 and encodes 386 amino acids. Lineage: Eukaryota; Fungi; Ascomycota; Sordariomycetes; Magnaporthales; Pyriculariaceae. The transcript has a single exon. The record is from RefSeq and is a predicted model, not a curated record.
AUGCAAGCAGAGAGAAAGACACGCAAUAACCGUCGCCACUUGCGGCUCUCACUACCACUACUUCCCUUGUUGCUAUCGAGCACGCUGCUCCUCUCUCCAACCAGCGGAUCACCAACAGCGCCGGCGCCACCGCCAGCACCGGCACCGGCACCAGGGCAGUCGGCACCGCUCACCUUUGAGCCCUGCGUCGCCAUGUGCGUGCGCACGUCCGAGUGCGGGCCGGACGACAAGAACUGCAUGUGCAACACGUCCAGCGUCUUUUUCGACUCGACGGUCCGCUGCAUGUACCGCGACUGCGCGGGGUGCUUCGACUCGGCCGACGCCUCCUUCAUCGAGCGCGUCGCCGCCACCUGUCGCGAGUACGGCAAGCCCGUGCCCACCCCGAGGCUGCGCGAGGCUCGCAUCCUCGCCGACGUGCUGGCCCGCAACCUGAAAAACGCCACCACCGCGGCCGCUCCGCCCCCGGGUCCAACCGGGACGGCGGCGCUGGGUAGGCCGGCACCGGGGACGUAUACGUCGGAGACACCCGCCCCAGUGAGGCAGGCACCAGGAACGUAUACAUCGGAAACCCCCGCUCCGGGACGACAGGCACCGGGAACGCAGACAUCGGAAACACGCGCACCAGGAACGCAGACAUCGGAAACGCCCGCACCGGGAAGACAGGCCCCCGGACUGCCUACACCAGGAACGCAGACACCGGGCGCAUCACCCGGUGCGACGGAGGGGUCGCAACGGCCGCCGUAUGGCGCCCCGCACCAGACCAACGGGCCGAUUAGAGACAUGCCAGCGGGGUGGGUGGCGGCGGGGCCGACCAAGACGCAGACGCACGAGGCUGCCCGGGGUACCCAGCCCGCGACCACGGGAGGGCCCGGGCGGGCGAACGAUGGUGGACGCGAGGGCGGCGGUGGCAGCGGCAUAGUCAUCGGCGGCGGCGGCCUGGGCCUAGGCAGGAACGCCACCUCCAUCAUCAAGCAAUCGCCAGUGCCGACUGCCGAGCGCGGGUCGUCGCCCACGCCCAAGCCGGACGAGCGCCGCCUGCCGGCGGAACCCACCGACUCGUCUCCGUUCGCGUCUCCGAUCGGAAGCACCGCGCAGAUGGUCACGCUGCAAGAGCUGGUCUGCUGGGGCUUUGCGGGCCUAACUGCGGUGAUGCUCAUGUGA